Messenger RNA from Rhipicephalus sanguineus (brown dog tick), 2358 nucleotides. Its product is annotated as MAP7 domain-containing protein 2-like. The coding region runs from base 1 to 2358 and encodes 785 amino acids. The transcript has a single exon. NCBI's taxonomy places the organism in Eukaryota, Metazoa, Arthropoda, Arachnida, Ixodida, Ixodidae. The record is from RefSeq and is a predicted model, not a curated record.
AUGGCUGCCGGCAGGGAUCACGCAUACCGGAAUAAGGGUGGUCACGACGCGAGAGCAGAGGCCGAUCGGAAACAUGGAGACGAAGGCGUACCCGGCGCCGAAAGAAGACGCCACGUCGGAAACGAGCGGGGAACCGACGCUAGGCUCAACGCUGAACUAGAAGAGACUCGGACCAUUGCGGAGGAAGGUGAUCGCCAUUCGGAUAGCUCCUCAGACAGGCCACGUGGCAGGGACAGAGGCCAUACUAGAGAUUCAGGCCAUCGGAGGGACGGUCGCUCGAAGGCUGAAGGUGCCGAGUCGAGGUCGCCCAGGCGGUACAGCCGUCAGGGGGCCCCCACAACAGAAAGAGCGCGUGACGAACCCGGCCACGACUACGACGCCAACGUCGCCGAUAACGAAGAAAGGCCACCUUCCAGGAGCAAGGAGAAAGCGCACAAGCCAGUGGCGACCAGGAGAGAAACAAGGCGCUUGAAUAUCGAAAAGUAUGAGCGUGAGAACCUCCACAAUCGUCCGAGACCAGAGCCUGGGGCUCGAAAGUCAAAGCGGAAAGAGCCCUCUACUGGACCUCCUGGACGAGAAGGGAACGCCGAAAAAGCGGUGGACGACGCUCGUGAAUCUGGUAACCGCAAAGAUCGCGAGGUAAACGCUUUGACGAAGCUAAUGAAGGCCGCUGCCGAGCGGAGGCUGCUGCCUCCGGAGUCUACGAAAGAUUUAGGUCCCGCAAAGCAGAUGGCAGAAGAGAAAGGCCCAGACAAGACGCCCGUGGCCGUUGCCGAGGAAACGUUGGAAGACGAAGAUAAGUACUCGACGGGCUCGGAGGACUAUUACGAGGAGGUUACCGAAGAAGUCGUAGAGCCUGACCCUUACGAUUGGCGCCAAGGACGCGGCGGACUUGUAACGCGUCGCACGACGCGUUCCACUACGAAAAAGCGAAAGUACGGCAAGCCGGGCGCACGCAAGUCGGGCGAACAGCCCAGUUCGAAACAUACGCCAACCACCGCUAGCGAGAAGAAACAGCGCGAUGACGAGAUUGACGCCGAAAAGAAGAAUGGGACCACGACCAGCGAAGCGGACGAGUUAUUCCCGCCAGCGCAAGACACCGACGAUAAGGAGACAGGUACAUGUCCCUGUUGCGGAUCCUGCUGGCCUAGCCACAUGGAUGAGUCGAGGAUGAAGGCGACUCAAGGACAGAGCAAAACAUGGCGACGUCGCAUGCGCCGUGGUGACGAAGGUCCCGCCGGAGACGAAUGGUACGAGGUACGUAAUUUCGGUCCAAAGCAGACCUCACGCCCGUCCAAGCGAAGAACCGAGAUGACCGACACCACCGGCAGAGGUUUGCAAGGAGGCGUGCAGUUUGCAGACCGAAUGCCCUAUCCGUACGCCUUUUCGUCAGCCACUCCACCCCCGUACUCCGCGCAGCAACUAUAUCCCCCGGGAGCGCAGGGGCCAGACGUCUACUACAACGCCUAUCAACCAAACCUACAGGGACCCUACCAGAGACCCCCGUUGUGCCCAGGGCCGGCGGCUUUUCCACAGGCGUACCCGAUGCCACCCGCGGCGAUGGGAUCGUACGGUGCAGCUGUUCAGGCAAACUCUACGACGGCGUUUCCCGCGGCUACCGGCGGCUGCGCCACGUGCCACGCGCAAGCACUCUUGGGCCAGCUGUCGCUCGGCGGCGGUCAGCCGGUACCGACCAUGAGCGUGGAGGACUUCCUACGCCGCGAGCGGCGCGUGCGGCAAGAAGAGAGGCUGCGCCUGGAGGAGAAGCAGCUGCGCGAAGAGAAACUGCGACGCGAGGAGCGCGUGCGCCAGGAAGAGCGGUUGCGGCGCGAGGAACGGGCUCGCAAGGAAGAGCGAAGGCGGCGAGAGCUCGAAGAGGAGCGCUUGCGCCAGGAAGAACGGUUGCGCAUCGAGGAACGCAUCCGCGAGGAACAGCGGCUUUCGUUGGAAGCCCGCCUCGAGGAGCAACGCAGGGAGCGCAUCGAGAGGCAGCGGCGCGAGAGAAUCGAAGAACAGCGCCGCUACAACGACAGUCUGCGGCGGGCACUGGCCGAGAUGAGGAUGGCCACCGAUCGCGGUGCUGGGGCGGCCCCUCCCCCCAGUAGCUUCCUCGACGAAGUCUUGAUCAGGGGCCGUCUAAGACCGGUGCCCAGCUCGGUUCUUAGUAGAGCGGGCUCGCUGGACAGGCUUAGGGCCUCCGCACUGCGAGAUCCCAGGGAUUCGGAGCGACCUACAGCGUCCAUUCGAGGCAUCAGUCGCCCGGCCCGCUGGGAUGACGUGCACCGUUACACCGAGAAGACCAGAGAUCCGCGGGACAACUGGGGACCUCCUUCCCGUGGUGGUGGAAGGUUCCGCUAA